Molecule: messenger RNA, 351 nt
Organism: Cladocopium goreaui
Lineage: Eukaryota; Dinophyceae; Suessiales; Symbiodiniaceae
Source: the annotation of a GenBank genome assembly
AUGCAUUCGAAUCCCAGUUUUGUUUUGUCAUAUCCAGCAAGUAAAGCAAGGCUCAGAGGAUACUUGCUUGCUACCUUCGAAAAGAAGAUUAAGGGACUGGUCUCCGACCGCCAAGCGCCAGCGGACUGGUUCAUGGCACUGUCCUCCGUUGAUCAAAACCCCAGUGGCCGAUACCAACGGAAGAUCCUUAUUUGCAAAGCCAGAACCAAGCGUGAAAAAGGCGGCUGCGACGGAGGAAACCGCUCCCAAGCGGCCCAAGGCAGCCCCUCCCAAAGCUUCCAAAGCCUCCAAAGCUUCCAGCGAGUCCAGCGACGAAAGCGGGAAGGACGCCAAAGAUGGUCAGAAGGAUGA